GGCUGAUAAUGCCCCGAGGGGCAGCCCCUAGGUGUCCGUUUGGUUGGUGGGUGGGAUCCAGAUCUCCGCAAAGGCCCUGUUACGGGUUUCUCUUGUUCGGGGUCUUGUAGCCAGAGAGGGGCGGCUGCCUGGGAGUCCCUGCCGCGCUCCCCUUCCGGCAGAGCGAGUGGAUGCGCGUUUUCCCUGGCAGAGUCCAGGACGCCGGCGACACAUUUGCCCUGGGAACAGUGGGCGGGUCCCCUUUCCUCCGGGGCCGGUGAACUCGCCUCUUCGCCUGCAGGCUUGGGAGGAGGUGACCGGAUCUUCCCUUGGCCCUUCUCCCGCCGGUUCUCGGACCACUCCCUCUGGAAGGAAGUCUCUCCGCCCUUCCUCUUCCUCCCCGCCCCCGUCCCGCUGUUGUGGCUGCAGGCUCAAGCUGGGGUCACUCGGCGGCCAGAGGGCGAAAGCAUUCAGCCGGGGCCCCCAGUUUCGGGGCUGCCUUGGCUGCGAGCAGCGAGGCAAGGAGAGGCAGGCGCUCCAAAACUGGGCGAAGAUUCCUUUCCCAAUUUCUAACUCGAGCCUCCCACCGUCAGUGCGCUUAAUGGCGCUACCGGCCGGAUGGAUAAUCAAGCUCUCUGGAGGGACAGACGCGGCCGCCAUCCCUAAUAAAUCGUGAAUAACGAAUGAGCGAAUCGACUGUCCUCAUGAGGCCCGCGGGCGUCCAGUAACGCAGUAUCGAUUCGCUUCCCCGGCGCCGGCCUCACCGCUCCUCCCGGCGUUUCCAAGCCUCCCUCCUCGUUUUCUCCCUCCAGCCGGAGCCACUGAGGACCGGAGCCCCAGCACCAGGUUUCUCCCCUCCCGCCGCCCGGGCGAGCGACACGGCUGCGGCCCCCCUCCCCUCCCUUCCCUCCCUCCCUCCCAUCCCCCCCUCCCCGAGACCCACCGGACCCCGAACCCAGGGCAACGCUCCCCAGUCCCCCCACCCCCGACCCCGGAAUCAUGCAUCGGACUACACGGAUCAAAAUCACAGAGCUGAACCCCCACCUCAUGUGUGCCCUCUGCGGGGGGUACUUCAUUGACGCCACCACUAUCGUGGAGUGCCUGCAUUCCUUCUGCAAAACCUGCAUCGUGCGCUACCUGGAGACCAACAAAUACUGCCCCAUGUGUGAUGUGCAGGUCCAUAAAACCCGGCCGCUGCUGAGCAUCAGGUCUGACAAAACCCUUCAAGACAUUGUCUACAAAUUGGUCCCUGGGCUUUUUAAAGAUGAGAUGAAACGGCGGCGGGAUUUCUAUGCAGCGUACCCCCUGACAGAGGUCCCCAACGGCUCCAACGAGGACCGCGGCGAGGUCUUGGAGCAGGAGAAGGGGGCUCUGAGCGAUGAUGAGAUUGUCAGCCUCUCCAUCGAAUUCUACGAAGGUGCCAGGGACCGGGACGAGAAGAAGGGCCCCCUGGAGAAUGGGGAUGGGGACAAAGAGAAAACAGGGGUGCGCUUCCUGCGAUGCCCAGCAGCCAUGACCGUCAUGCAUCUCGCCAAGUUUCUCCGCAACAAGAUGGAUGUGCCCAGCAAGUACAAGGUGGAGGUUCUGUACGAGGACGAGCCACUGAAGGAAUACUACACCCUCAUGGACAUCGCCUACAUCUACCCCUGGCGGCGGAACGGGCCCCUUCCUCUCAAGUACCGUGUCCAGCCAGCCUGCAAGCGGCUCACCCUAGCCACGGUGCCCGCCCCCUCCGAGGGCACCAACACCAGCGGGGCAUCCGAGUGUGAGUCAGUCAGCGACAAGGCUCCCAGCCCUGCCACCCUGCCAGCCACCUCCUCCUCCCUGCCCAGCCCAGCCACCCCAUCCCAUGGCUCUCCCAGCUCCCAUGGGCCUCCAGCCACCCACCCUACCUCCCCCACUCCCCCUUCGACAGCCAGUGGGGCCACCACAGCUGCCAACGGGGGUACCUCGAACUGCCUGCAGACACCAUCCUCCACCAGCAGAGGGCGCAAGAUGACUGUCAACGGCGCUCCCGUGCCCCCCUUAACUUGAGGCCAGGGACCCUCUCCCUUCUUCCAGCCAAGCCUCUCCACUCCUUCCACUUUUUCUGGGCCCUUUUUUCCACCUCUUCUACUUUCCCCAGCUCUUCCCACCUUGGGGGUGGGGGGCGGGUUUUAUAAAUAAAUCUAUAUAUAUAUGUACAUAGGAAAAACCAAAUAUACAUACUUAUUUUCUAUGGACCAACCAGAUUAAUUUAAAUGCCACAGGAAACAAACUUUAUGUGUGUGUGUGUAUGUGUGGAAAAUGGUGUUCAUUUUUGGGGGGUCUUGUGUAAUUUGCUCUUUUGGGGGGUACCUGGAGAUGAACUGGAUGGGCCGCUGGAGGCUCAGUGAAGCUCUGCACGGUCCUCACUGUUUCCCAAGGCAGAUGGUGUGUUGGGACCCCUUCAGCCCCAAAGCUUUAGGCACGAUUCCAACUGGCUGCAUAUAGGAGUCGGUUAGAAUUGUUUCUUUCCCCGUUUCUCUCCCCAUCUUGGCUGCUGUCCUGCCUCUGACCAGUGGCUGCCCCCCGCAUUGUUGAAUGUCCAGAAAUUGCUAAGAACAGUGCCUUUUACAAAUGCAGUUUAUCCCUGGUUCUGAGGAGCAAGUGCGGGGUGGAGGUGGCACCUGCAUCACCUCCUCCUCUUGCAGUGGAAACUUUGUGCAAAGAAUACAUAGUUCUGCCUCUUUUUUUUUUUUUUUUUUUUUCCUGUGUGUGUGGCCUUUGCAUCAUUUAUCUUGUGGAAAAGAAGAUUCAGGCCUUGAGAGGUCUCAGCCCUUGGAAUUCCACUGUGGCUUUAGCAUUGUGAAGCACUGCAACCCCACCGACCCUACCCUCACCUGGGAACCCUCACUAGCAGGACUGGUGGUGGAGUCUCACCUGGGGCCUAGAGUGGAAGUUGGGGUGGGUUCACCUCACACAAGCACAGACCCCAGACUUUGCCAAAGGCAGACAGCCUUCCAGUUGCCCCUCCACCCCCAGCUGAGGCCCGGUCACCUGGUCAGGACAGAGCAACUGCAUCUAAAAGCACAAGACAGAAACCUGUAAGCUCUGACCCCACCCCCACCCCUUGAGCGGUCAGCAGACCACCUCCUUAGGGACAGACCCUGGCAGGUCCCUGCCCACCGAGAUUUCCUCAUGCGUGCAUCGAUCUGGGAGGAUACGGGAGUCGAGACUCAAGAUUCCAUCACAGCCUAGGUGUGUGGGGUUGGGAGUCCCCUGAUGGGCUUGUCUGUAUUUGCACCUUGUCCUGUGUCUGAGGUCCUGUGACUGUACCCUCCUCUGCCCUGGGACAUCUGUAUCUCUUGGCUUUGUAAUAAAUGCUGCAUACUUUC
Macaca mulatta (Rhesus monkey) is the source of this 3335-nucleotide messenger RNA. RefSeq names its product polycomb group ring finger 2 (gene PCGF2). Gene Ontology annotation, molecular function: promoter-specific chromatin binding. Gene Ontology annotation, cellular component: PRC1 complex. Gene Ontology annotation, biological process: negative regulation of transcription by RNA polymerase II. Lineage: Eukaryota; Metazoa; Chordata; Mammalia; Primates; Cercopithecidae. The record is from RefSeq and is a predicted model, not a curated record.